This is a messenger RNA of Staurois parvus, 732 nucleotides long. Lineage: Eukaryota; Metazoa; Chordata; Amphibia; Anura; Ranidae. The record is from the annotation of a GenBank genome assembly.
AUGGGAAGCAGCAGCAGCCGAGCAGUGACAAGCUGGACACACGCAUCCAGCGGCAUCGACGCCAAGCACAAGAGCCAUUCUCUCCGUGUGUGGGAACCCGAGCUCACAGCCAGGAUGUGCAAAGGACUAGCCGGGGUCACCUCCUUCCCUGCCACCUGCCUGAAGAGUGCCAAAGAUAUGAAGCAUCGACUUGGCUUUCUGCUGCAGAAAACUGAUGGUUGUGAUAACACUACCUGCAUGAAGAAAGACAAAUCUGGUUGUCAGAGGCUGACUUAUGAAGAAGUUAAGAAAUGGGCAGAAUCUUUGGAAAAUCUCUUAAACAGUGAAUGUGGAGUGGUGGCUUUCAGAUCAUUUCUUCAGUCUGAAUACAGUGAGGAGAACCUUGACUUUUGGCUGGCAUGUGAGAAUUACAAGAAAAUCAAAUCCGCAGCAAAAUUGACAAGCAAAGCCCAAAAGAUCUAUGAGGACUUCAUUUCUGUGGAGGCUUCCAGAGAAGUGAAUCUGGAUUCAACUACUCGAGAGGAUACAACUAAGAGCAUACUUCAGCCAACACACUUGUGUUUUGACCAGGCCCAGCACAAAAUCUUCAUCCUCAUGGAGAAGGAUUCCUAUCGGCGCUUUCUAAAGUCACAUUUCUACCUGGACCUUGUCAGCUUGAACAGUGGUGGAAGCACUAAGAAGAUGAAAGGCCUGAACACUGACAGCAACCCAUUCAUUCCUCAGUGUGCCUAA